GGUUCGAGCACAUCAGCAUGCUGGUCAUCAUGCUGAACUGCGUGACGCUUGGCAUGUUCCGGCCCUGCGAGGAUGUUGAGUGCCGCUCAGAACGGUGCAGCAUCUUGGAGGCCUUUGAUGACUUCAUCUUUGCCUUCUUUGCUGUGGAGAUGGUAAUCAAGAUGGUGGCUUUGGGGCUGUUUGGGCAGAAAUGCUACCUGGGUGACACCUGGAACAGGCUGGACUUCUUCAUUGUCAUGGCGGGCAUGAUGGAGUACUCUCUGGACGGACACAACGUGAGCCUCUCUGCCAUCCGCACAGUGCGUGUGCUGCGGCCCCUCCGCGCCAUCAACCGGGUCCCGAGUAAGUGUCACUCCUGCCCUGAAUGUUCUGCUGGCCCUCCUGUUUUUACCUACGUAGCAGCAGACUUGGCGCGUCUAGGGUAG
Molecule: messenger RNA, 425 nt
Organism: Acomys russatus (golden spiny mouse)
Lineage: Eukaryota; Metazoa; Chordata; Mammalia; Rodentia; Muridae
Product: voltage-dependent T-type calcium channel subunit alpha-1H-like
Exons: 3
Coding region: 18-425 (135 amino acids)
Biological process (GO): calcium ion import; positive regulation of calcium ion-dependent exocytosis; membrane depolarization during action potential
Cellular component (GO): neuron projection; voltage-gated sodium channel complex; plasma membrane
Molecular function (GO): low voltage-gated calcium channel activity; voltage-gated sodium channel activity
Source: RefSeq, a predicted model, not a curated record